Aphanomyces astaci is the source of this 246-nucleotide messenger RNA. RefSeq lists its product as hypothetical. The record is from RefSeq and is a predicted model, not a curated record. The transcript has 2 exons. Gene Ontology annotation, molecular function: nucleic acid binding. NCBI's taxonomy places the organism in Eukaryota, Oomycota, Saprolegniomycetes, Saprolegniales, Verrucalvaceae. Bases 1 to 246 code for a protein of 81 amino acids.
AUGAAGAUGCCACUUGCCAUGAAGAGGUCGACAGUGUUUAUUCAACAAGACAAUGCGGGACCCCACGCGCAAUCGGUGAACAACUCCAUUGAAAGGCGCAUCGACGGCGAUGGGUGGACCAUCAAAAUGCGGAACCAGCCGCCAAACAUCCCGGACUUUAAUGGUCUGGACGAAAUAUAUCGAAUGUUUGGUGAACAUAACUCACAUGGCGUGAAUCAGUUGUGCGUCUGUCCAAAAAUGGUGUAG